Molecule: messenger RNA, 6369 nt
Organism: Puntigrus tetrazona (Sumatra barb)
Lineage: Eukaryota; Metazoa; Chordata; Actinopteri; Cypriniformes; Cyprinidae
Gene: kcnh3
Product: potassium voltage-gated channel, subfamily H (eag-related), member 3
Exons: 15
Coding region: 404-3982 (1192 amino acids)
Biological process (GO): regulation of membrane potential; potassium ion transmembrane transport
Cellular component (GO): membrane
Molecular function (GO): voltage-gated potassium channel activity
Source: RefSeq, a predicted model, not a curated record
AGCCAGUAAUAUAGAUGUGGAGAGGAAGGAUCGUGGUGCCACAGGAGUCCACACGGCAUCAGUGCGCAGUCGCCUCACCAGUCAGAGCUCUGGUCUCCAGCGCUGCCGUUACGCACAGGUUCAUCUCAUCUCCAGGCACCUGACUUACAAAGACACGUAACGCGGAUUUUCGUCCUCUUCAUGACACGAUGUGAGGCAGAUAUGUGGGCUUUUUGUUAAAGGAUAUGGUCACUGUUGAGCUGCCAAAGUGGAGCCGCGCGUAUCACGGAUCGGGGCGCUCCUGCAGGGUCUAGGAUGCGCGCCCGGAACAUCCCGAUUCUUACCCGGGUUCGGGGCUGAGCAGGAGUCCGCUGCCCCUGCUGGGCGCAGAGGCGGGAGGAGGACGCAGUCGACCCGCACCAGGAUGCCUGUGAUGAGAGGUCUGCUGGCCCCGCAGAACACUUUCCUUGAUACCAUCGCCACCCGUUUCGAUGGCACCCACAGUAACUUUGUGCUGGGGAACGCGCAGGUCCAGUCUCUGUACCCUAUCGUGUAUUGUUCUGAUGGCUUCUGUGAGCUCACUGGCUACGCUCGUGCGGAGCUGAUGCAGAAGAGCUGUGCGUGUCAUUUCCUGUAUGGGCCGGAGACCAGUGAUAGGCUGAUGGCACAAAUCCAGGGUGCACUGGACGAAAGGCGGGAGUUUAAGACAGAACUGGUCUUCUACAAGAAAGGAGGAACUCAGUUCUGGUGUCUUCUGGAUAUUGUGCCCAUUAAGAAUGAAAAGGGAGAGGUGGUGCUCUUUCUAGUAUCACACAAGGACAUAACAGACAAUAAGAAAGUCCAAGAUGAAGAACAGAGUCCAGAAAGAGACGAGGAGACGGGGCUGGAGGUGCACAAGGUCACACGACCACCGGGCUUCAAUGCCAACCGGCGCCGCAGCAGGGCUGUGCUUUACCAGCUGUCUGGACACCUGCAGAAGCAAGACAAGAGCAAACUCAAGAUCAACAACAACAUGUUCGGUGAGAAGCCGCCCAUCCCAGAGUACAAAGUGGCAGCCAUUCAGAAGAGCCGUUUCAUCCUCCUCCAUUACGGCACCUUCAAAGCUGGCUGGGAUUGGCUGAUCUUGUUAGCCACCUUUUAUGUAGCAGUUACUGUGCCCUAUAAUGUCUGUUUCACCGUCGUCGGUGGGCGGGAUGAGGUUUCAACCCCUAGAAGUCCACCGAGUGUGAGCGACAUCUUGGUAGAAAUCCUUUUCAUGUUAGAUAUUGUGUUAAAUUUUCGCACCACAUUUGUGAGCACAUCUGGCCAGGUGGUGUAUGAUGCACGCUCUAUCUGUGUGCAUUAUGUCACCACCUGGCUUUUUGUGGACCUGAUUGCUGCGCUACCUUUCGACCUGUUGUACGCCUUCAAUGUCAGUGUGUAUUUUGGGGUUCAUCUGCUGAAAACUGUUCGACUGUUACGGCUUCUACGCUUGCUGCAAAAGCUUGAGCGCUACUCCCAGUACAGCGCAGUGGUACUCACAUUACUUAUGUCCAUGUUCGCCUUGCUGGCACAUUGGAUGGCCUGUGUCUGGUAUGUCAUCGGCCGCAGUGAGAUUGAGAACAACAGCCCUGGUUCCUGGGACAUUGGCUGGUUGCAUGAGCUGGGUAAACGCCUGGGCACCCCCUAUUUUCUGUCGCCUCUUGCAUCCCUAAUUCCUGAUUCGCUACGCCCCACCAUCUUGGAUGGAUUGGUGGUCAAUUCAAGUUCAAACCAGUGGAACAGCACUGAUCUGGUGGGACAUGAGUCUGUGUGGAACUCGAGCCAAUGGAACACAACAGGAGCAGGGCCGGUGGGCACUUCAAAUACAGGACAGACUGGAGCCGUACUGGGAGGCGGGCCCUCGAUUCGCAGUUCAUAUGUGACAUCGCUGUACUUCGCUUUAAGCAGUCUGACCAGCGUGGGCUUUGGCAACGUCUCAGCCAAUACUGACUCAGAGAAGAUCUUCUCUAUUUGCACCAUGCUGAUUGGAGCACUCAUGCACGCUGCGGUCUUUGGUAAUGUGACGGCCAUUAUCCAGAGGAUGUACUCGCGCCGCUCGCUCUAUCACACUCGUACCAAAGACCUCAAAGACUUCAUCCGCGUGCACCGACUUCCUAAGGCCCUGGCGCAGCGCAUGCUGGAGUGUUUUCAGACGACAUGGUCUGUCAACAAUGGCAUCGAUGUCAGCGAGCUUCUGAAGGACUUCCCAGAUGAACUGCGGGCUGACAUUGCCAUGCACCUGAAUAAAGAGCUGCUCCAGCUGCCUCUGUUUGAGUCGGCCAGUCGAGGGUGUCUGCGCUCGCUGUCGCUCAUCAUUAAAACUUCCUUCUGUGCUCCCGGAGAGUUCCUCAUUCGCCAGGGUGACGCUCUGCAGGCCAUCUACUUUGUCUGCUCAGGCUCCAUGGAAGUGCUCAAGGACAACACUGUGCUGGCUAUACUGGGAAAGGGGGACCUGAUCGGCUCGGACUCGCUGACGAAAGAGCAGGUGAUAAAGACCAACGCAAACGUGAAAGCACUGACUUACUGCGACCUGCAGUACAUCAGCCUGAAGGGACUGCGGGAAGUGCUGCGCCUCUAUCCUGAAUACGCCCAGAAGUUUGUCAGCGAAAUCCAGCACGAUCUCACCUAUAACCUGCGGGAAGGCAGUGGAGCUGAUCUGGACUGGGAAAGCAAUGGUGGUCUGGUGAAGAAACUUCCUGCUAUCCGUGAGGAUGAGGAGAAUGAUGAGGAGCAGCACUCAGUGUCAAGGGCCCCACGUUCUCCCCUUCGCCUGACCCGAGGCCUCAGCUCCCCGCUGAGAUCGCCUCUUCUUCCCCCUCGCCCCUUCCGCCCUCCGUCAGACCACACACGACCCGCCACCCUCCAGAUCCCCGUGGUCAGUUUCAGCAGCGCUCCUCCAGAACUCAGCCCCAGGUUUGUGGAUGGCAUAGAGACAGAAAGCAAUUCCAGCUCAACACAAAGGUUUGAGUUCGGUCCCACUCUACCUCAGAGCGGUCCUCCAUCCCCUUCCCCAGUGAACCAGGAGCAGCUGGAGACCAAGCAGAGCAUCACCAAACUGAGUGAGGAGAUGACUAGUCUAUCCCAGCAAGUCUCUCAGCUGAGCAAAGAGCUACAGGAAAUGACACGCCUCCUCCGGCCCUUGCUUGUCAUUGGAUCUCAACCUCUCCUGACAGCCCUCAGUCCAACAAUGCCUCCAUCUCCCAGCAGUAGCAGCGGUCCAACAAUAUCAACGCCACCAGCUCCUUCGCACACAGCCCCAUCGUCUGCACCGCUCAGACCUACUUGCUCCAUAUUGGACAGUGCAGACACUGGGAGCUUUGGCUUGCCCAGCUGUCUCAUACCCACCAGCCCGCCGCAGAGACCCCAAGCACAGGCUCAGGCAGGCUGUUUGAGGGGACCUUCCUUGCCAGUCCUUCUUUCUCCAGGGACAUCCCAAAAGGAGGGGGAAGUCACCCAGGCAGCUUCGGCCCAGCCACCGCAAACCAGCCAUCCCACAUCCCCAUCUCUAACCUUUUCCUUCUCGCUCCCUACUUUCCGCUCCCAGUCUACUUCUUGCUCUCCCUGCCAGGGUCCUCACCGACCUGCCAGUCACAGCAGAGGUUUGCUACCUCGCCCCCCCUCACAGGAGACCCCACCUCCACCACCCUCUCAUUGCUCUGCACCACCCUCAAUCAGUAACUCCCCUGGUGACCACAGGCUGGGGAUCAGUCCGUUUCCCUCAUCCCCUUCCUCCACUUCCACUGCCCCUCGGGUUCAGCCCCGGUCGUGCACCCCUCCUUCUUGUCCACACACUUCCCCACCCUUGCCCUGCACCCUGGACUCCCUGCCAGAAACCCAGUCCUCUUUUGGCAACUCACGGCCCACGCAGAAUCCCAGGCCGGGACCUCCUCAGUUAGAGUUUGAGAUGCAAGAAUGGGCAGCAGGAGGGAGGCCUUCCACAGAGCAUAUCAGCUUCAUAGAUGAAGAGGGACCAGCACUGUGAGAGACUGAAUGAUGAAUACUAUGACUAGCUGACUUAGCAAAUAGGGGAGCUGUGAACUGGGCCUGUGAACUGCAAGUACCCCAUCACCUCUGAACCUACAUUCUGAAUGAGAGACAAAACAAAUUGCUGUUCCUUCAGGACGACACUCUUGUCAUUGGACAGCUUGUGGCUCUGCUCCAAACCCUAGUCAGCUACUUAUAAACAGCAUGUUUAGGAAUCAUAGGCACAUUGCUUAUGCUUAAGAAAAAAUACCUUGUUUUGGCUAAAUCCAUGAGCCUCAUUUAUGCCAGUAUGCCCAAAUUUGAUCUUAAAAUGUGUGCACGCUUAAAUUCAUGCCAGCAUUCAUAUUUGUAAAAAACAAUAUGAUGUAGAAAAGCAUCACAUUUCAACUUUUUAUAUUUUUAGUGUUUCAAUUUGAUCAUCUAUGAGGUCCCUUUUUAUUUAGAAUAGUCAUUUAGAUUGUAGCUGUGUAUAUGGACAGCUUAUACUAAGGCAGCUUACUAUGAUUUGGAACAGAGCUACUGUAUUCACAUGGGAGCACCUCAGUACCUGACACCAGCCAGUCACUCUCCUCUCAGCACAACUUCAUAAAGUUCCUCUUCUAAAGGCAUUAUAGGGUCUUCACAGGACUCAUAGUCGACGAAGCACGGUGACCAGAACUGCGAAGUUUACGCUGUGGUCAUAUCCUGCUAUGGAAUUUUAAUAUAACAAGUAAAAGUGCACUGAUUACCUUGCAUGACCGUGCACUAAUCAUGCACAGAAUACAGGAAAUUUCAGAUGGUGUUUCUUAUCUGUAUUACCAAAACAAUGUUUUUACUUUACAAAUUACCCACCUUGUGAGUUGAGUUUAUAUUUGAAUUUCCAGAUAUGAUAAACGAAUGAGCUGUCACAAUACAUCAUCAAUAACGCUUCAUUUGUUUCCAGUCUGUCCCAAGCCACUUAACACAAUCACUAGCCAGAAUCACAAGUUGCAUAUUUAGUCAGAAUGGGGACCUUGGGAAAUGCCUGUCCUCCACUUCUAGAAAAUGAUCUAUUUCAGUCGGUUUAUAGAUGUAUUCAUUAUAUUGAGGCAAAACAAACAUGAUUUAGAGAAAGCUAAAAGUGUAACACUUCGCUCAUAUGUGCAUAGACAAACCAGGGUCCAAAAAUAACUUUGUAUUUGGAAAUCGCUAAAAGCGUUACCAGCCAUCUGGCUGUUUCAUUUACUCGCCAAAGCCAAUUAACUCACAUUUGCACUUGGCAAGUGUUAAUUUUUGACCCUGCACACACACCAUUCAUGACAUGCUGAGCACUCUAGCAUGCAUUAGCUUAAUAAGUCAUGUUCUGUUGCCCAAGUUAAACCUUUAAACCAAAAGAAGUGAUAGCAGGCAUACUCAAGACAAUCAUCUGAAUACCAUACUUGGACCAAAAUGUUAAAACUAAAUCACUGUAACAUGUGAAACAGUAAUUAUAUUUAGCAGUCAUACUAUAGGUCGGCAUGCCAUAUGCUGAGCAGCCCAUGUAGGGUUUUGAGAGCUUGGCAUGACACUUAAUGAGCAGCCACAGAAGUUAGCAUAUUCACAACUGAAAUAAACACAUAUACACAGCUUUAGCCAUCCAGCCAGCGUGCCUUCUCAUUAAAUAUAAGCGGAAAAUCUUAUAGCGCUCCCCAUUUUUCAGCAUUCACAAUACAAAAAGAAAAAAAAAAGCUGUUGGUCGUUUCACAGUAGAGAGCACUGCACUUUUAUUUCACUGGUCUAUUUAUUUAAAGAUUUUAUGUAUUUAUCUAUCUAUCUAUCUGUUAUCCUGAUAAGAUUAGACUCCCAUGAGAAACCUGACAGAUGAUUCUUGCAGCUGGUGCCCACAGACGCAGAAACACCUCAAACUGAAUGCGAUCCUCACCAACAUGUGAUUAUGGAUUUCAGUAAGAUCACCUCAGCAUCUCUGAUAUCUGAUGACCAGCAAGAGACUGGCUGAAAACGAGCAGCCAGUGUCACUUCUUUUCACUAGUUGCCAUACAAUUUGGCACAUCUUUUGGAACCAGACUGAUAUCAUCUUGUUUUAUCAGUUGGCACGCGCGCCAUCUGUCCAUCCUGACUAACGUGUACUUGCUUGAAUACGGAAGGGGCACAUUGUUUAUAACACAAUAGAAUACUUUGGUUUCUAUUUUCUUUACCUGGGUCAGGGGGAACAAAUAUGGAUAGUAGGAACUUUGAUGGACUUUGGGGUCUGGGGUUUCCUGCAUGUCCAUUUAAUUUGCAUGAGGAAUGUGCCUGCAUAUAUGGGGGGAGGGUUUGGGCUGCACGACCCAAGGCAAACAGGGGUCCAGAUGUAUUUUAUUAACUGUAAUGAGCUUUACGAGAGACACUUACCAGGAUAAUAAAACAAAAGGUGAUGUUUUCUAAGAA